CAUAUAUAUAUAUAUAUAUAUAUGAUCUAUUGAUAAAUAAGACUAUGCAUAACUCAUAAUAUAAUCAUGCCAGUAUUUAAUAUUUAUGACACUAUCAAUAUCAAUACCAAUACCAAUUCUAAUACUAAUACCAAAAUCAAUAUCAAUCGAAUACAUUCCCCAAAUGACUUACCAUACGUAGAUCAAAUAAGCUUUCGAUCUAUGCAAACAUUUCAAGAUACACCUACAUUGGUACGGAGAGAUUCAAGUUCAGACACUCCAACUUCAACUACAUCUCAAAAUUAUGCUACUGAUUCAAAAGGUUGUCUCGUUUGUCCAACCGAUCAUGCUCCUUGUCCUGCUUGUACAGGUAAUACAGAAUGUCAAUUACGUACUCAAACUUGUACUCAAUGUGCUGAAUACUUUUGUGCUCCUAUUGAUAGUACAAGUGGAAAGUCACUUCCAAUAGGGGGCAUCAUUGGUGGUGUUAUAGCGUUUGUCGUUGUAGCUGCUUUAGCUGCUGGGUUUUAUUAUUAUUUUUAUGUAUAUAGGAAAAAGCAUCCAGUAAUGCUUGAUGAUGAAGAUUCUCUCGGAGAUGAUGAAGAUGAAGAUGAAGAUGAUGAUGUACGUUUGCGUGACCUUCAUAGUUAUGCUAGUGAUGGUCGUUCAAUACAUACUGGUGAUGAAGAACUUGAUGAUGAGAAUAGUGACUACAAUAUCAGUAAAGCAAGUAGCAGUCCAAAGACAAGUCAUAGUAAUCAUGCAAAUCCUUUAAACAAUGGUAAUGUUUCCAGUAAUCCAGCACUUGCUGGAUUAGAAAGACCAAAUGCAAAACGUCUGACUUCAAGCUCACAAGUUAAUAGAAGAAGAUUAUCAUCUUAUGAAUCAUUUACAAAACCUCAAUAUAGAAGAGGAGCUGGAGGAGCAGGAAACAAAACCAAUAAACAAUCUCAAGCUGCUCAAAGGCGUGCUAGACAAAAAAAGAUAAUUCAAGAAGCCAAUGCUCAGCAACAGCAUCAACAACAGCUAGCACUUCAACAAAGAAUGGCUGCUGCUGCUGCUUCAGGUCAAACACUUUCUUCAGAUGAUCAAUUAGCUCUUCAAGAAUAUUCUAGAUUUGAUCCCUCUCAUCAUAAUACAGUGUAUUUUGAUGGCAAUUCAACAAAUAGAAAUUCCGUGGCAACCUCAUUUUCUACUACAAAUGCAUCAAAUAUAUUACCUAUUGCUUAUAUUCCUGGAGUAACUGUUCGUCCAACGGCUAAUAAUACUAGAUCUAUUUAUUCAUAUGAUUCAGAGUCGUUAUUCUCCGAUUUGAAUACGAUUGAAAAUGCAUCCAUUGUUGGUGAUGUGACUAGAGGUAAUUAUGAUCUGAGCACCACAUUAGCAUCGACUGCAGAAUCAAGUGAAGAUGAAAAGAAUAGUGAUAAUAAAGACGAUUCAAAUGUUAAUGAUACCAUGACGGCUAUUAAAGCACAACCUAGAUUAGUUAAUGUUGAAAGAAUUGAAGAAGAGGAUGAAGAUGAAGAAGAAGUCAGUGAUGAUGAAGUGGACGAUAAUAUGAACGAGGGAACAUUCAGAAAUGAUUCAACUAUGGGAAGCUACAAGAAACAAGAUUUGAACAGUUCUUCAACAUCUAAUCUUAACACUUCUACAUUAACCAAUUUUGUAAUCGAAGAUCCUGAUGAAGAUGAAGAUUCUGAUGUUGAUUCUGAUAUUGGUGAAAUUAAUCGAGCUACAAGUGUAAGGAAAAAGAAAAGAAAUAGUGGAGCUAAUUCUAAUACGGCAUCUAAUUCAAAUUCAAAUUCCAAUACAAAUACAAAUACUGCGAUAAACGGUAAUUAUCUUCCUGAUAGAGAAAUAUUGUUAGAUAUAGCAUCAAGAGGAUCAACAUUGGGAUCUCAAUUUCAACCACCAAAUCUUCACAAUACAGGAACAUCCAGCACUAAUGGAUCCCUUCAUAGAAUUGAUACUGCGUCUAAUAAUGGAUCAUUUGUUCUCGAUGUAGAAUUUGAUGGCGGUAUAGCUAGACCGGGAUCGGAUGAUAGUGGUGAAAAGAGUCCGUUUGAAGAUCCAGAAUGAAUGGUAUUAUGAUAACUCUAUUUGUAUAUGGUCAUUAUAGUAAUAAAAAUUUAUUUAUAUAUAUUUAUUUAUUUCAGUAAUUGCAAAAAUAAAUAUUGCAAGCACUUUACAUUGAUAAAUUGCAUUCAUACUACCUGUUUAGGCACAUUUUUACUAUUGCUACAUGAUGCAUACUAUAAAUUUAAUCUUUAAUUGUAUGGAUUGCAUUGUGGUACAAGAUCUUAAUCAUCACGGAAGGAAUUAACUAGUUGUAUUACCUAAAGCGCAAUGACCUUCUUAUGGCCCUAAAUAUACCACAAAAUCCAAACACCUCUAACGGAACAAUUUUACCGAAGCAACUAGGAAUUUCGGGUUACCCUUUUUUUUUGGGUGAGUAACCAGUGUGUUGGGUUAAUACUAUAGAGAUACAUC
Messenger RNA from Scheffersomyces amazonensis, 2469 nucleotides. RefSeq names its product Opy2p (gene OPY2). Bases 67 to 2058 code for a protein of 663 amino acids. The transcript has a single exon. NCBI's taxonomy places the organism in Eukaryota, Fungi, Ascomycota, Pichiomycetes, Serinales, Debaryomycetaceae. The record is from RefSeq and is a predicted model, not a curated record.